Molecule: messenger RNA, 465 nt
Organism: Notechis scutatus (mainland tiger snake)
Lineage: Eukaryota; Metazoa; Chordata; Lepidosauria; Squamata; Elapidae
Source: RefSeq, a predicted model, not a curated record
AUGGCUUUCUGUGGACCCUCUUGUGCUGUGCCAUCUUGCGCCUCCGCCCCAGCUGUUGGCUUUGGAUCAGCUGGUGCCAGAGGUCUCGGCUAUGGAGGUCUCGGCUAUGGAGGUCUCGGCUAUGGAAGUCUCGUCUCUGGAGGUAUCGACUAUAGUUUAGGUUAUGGCUAUGGAGCUGCUGGCUUGGCCGAAUCCUCAAGAAACCUGGGCACCCUGGCCGGAGUCUUGCCCAAACCCAUCAACCAGGUCCCACCCUCCGAGGUGACCAUCCAGCCCCCUUCAGUUGUGGUCACCAUCCCUGGUCCCAUCCUGUCCGCCAGCUGUGAGCCCGUCGCCGUCGGAGGCAACUCCCCAUGUGCCCCUGGAGGUAUCGGACGCUUAGGUGCUGGCUAUCUCGGAGGCCGGCUGGGGCGUCUUGGUCGCCGUGGCAGCAUCAUCUGCAAUCCUUGCAACCUCCCCUGUUAA